Sinocyclocheilus anshuiensis is the source of this 3642-nucleotide messenger RNA. Its product is annotated as gamma-aminobutyric acid type B receptor subunit 2-like. Gene Ontology annotation, cellular component: membrane; G protein-coupled receptor heterodimeric complex. Gene Ontology annotation, biological process: gamma-aminobutyric acid signaling pathway; G protein-coupled receptor signaling pathway. Gene Ontology annotation, molecular function: G protein-coupled GABA receptor activity. NCBI's taxonomy places the organism in Eukaryota, Metazoa, Chordata, Actinopteri, Cypriniformes, Cyprinidae. The record is from RefSeq and is a predicted model, not a curated record. Bases 482 to 3292 code for a protein of 936 amino acids. The transcript is spliced from 20 exons.
AGUCACACGGAUAUCCUCACUCGGAUUGCUUUUACAUACCAGGGCUCGCCCUCCACCGCCUCACCUAUGCGCUUUUCACAUGGGGAUGCAACUCCUCACCUGCUCGGAAUAUAUUCGGCUGUUACAUUUACAUUCGCAAUAGCGGUUGGCUCAAAUCAGAGAGCGCGCACCUCUGCGUAACGCACAGGAGGUGGAUUGUGAUUUGCGCAUUUGGUGAUGUAUUGGAGGUGAAAGGAAGGAUUGGAUCGGGCAGGAUUUGAUAAGGACCCGCAAAAGGGGAAGCAGCUUAGUUUAUAACCCCUGCGACUGGACACCUUCUGGUUUUACGCAUCAUCUCUACUCUCGAGAUCUAGUGCGCGAGAGCCUGUAGUAGCCUAUUGCAUGUCAUGUCUUUUCUCUUUGACUGAUCGCGGCAUCCAAGAGGAACCUAAAGAUUACGAUGCCAGGACAGUGAGAAGCUGCAUCUCAGUUGUUCGGUAGCAUGGCUCCGUCCCGGAGGGACUGCAGAUGUGACAUGAUCUUUCUGUCGGGAUGCCUACUCCUGUCCGUCUUGGGAUUUCAACCUGCAUUGGGGAAGGUCUGCAACGAUUACACAAGGCACGGCCUGGACAACAACUGGUACACGAGAGAUGGUGAGAAGUUGCCCAUCAUGGUCCUGAUGCCGAUGAAUGAAUCAGCGCUGAUGAGCAGCAUCAGUCAAGGCAUCGAGCCGGCCGUUCAGCUGGCCAUCCAGCACAUCCGCGAGUCCAGGCAGUACUCCUUCUCGCUCAUCACCAAAAUCUACGACACGGAGUGUGACAACGCAAAGGGAUUGCGGGCCUUCUUUGAUGCAAUCUGCUACGGUCCGAAACAUUUGAUGAUCUUUGGAGGAGUGUGUCCGUCAGUGACUUCGAUCAUCGCUGAAUCGUUGGAGGGGUGGAACCUCGUGCAGCUUUCUUUUGCAGCCACAACUCCUGUCCUGGCAGACAGGAAAAAGUAUCCAAAUUUCUUCAGGACCGUCCCAUCAGACAAUGCUGUGAACCCCGCUGUGGUGAAGUUUCUCAACUAUUACAACUGGAGCCGAGUGGGAACCCUGACCCAGGAUGUCCAGCGCUUUUCUGAGGUGCGGAAUGAUUUGACCAAUGAGCUGGAGAAGGCAGACAUCCAGAUUGCAGACACUGAGAGUUUCUCUAAUGAUCCCUGUGUGAAUGUGAAGAAACUGAAGGAUAAUGAUGUCCGGAUCAUCAUCGGUCAGUUUGAUGAGAAUCUGGCCUCUAAAGUCUUCUGCUGUGCCUACAACCUGAACAUGUAUGGCAGUAAGUACCAGUGGAUCAUCCCAGGAUGGUACCAGGGGAACUGGUGGGAACAGGCGAACUCCACAAAUUGCACCACUAAGAAGCUGCUGACAGCCAUGGAGGGCUAUAUCAGUGUGGACUUUGAGCCUCUCAGUGCCAAACAGAUUAAAGGAAUAUCAGGAAGAACGCCACAGGAGUACGAGAGGGAGUACAACCGCGAGCGAGAGCAGAAAGGAGUGGAGGCCAGCAAGUUCCACGGCUUUGCCUACGAUGGCAUCUGGGUGAUUGCAAAGACCCUCACACGCGUCAUGGAGCUCCUCAGGCACAAGGAGAGGCACGACAUGUACCACAACUUCACGGUGGAUGACCGCGAGGUGGGCAAAAUGGUCCUGGACGUGAUGAACGAAACCAACUUCUUUGGAGUGACGGGUCAGGUGAUGUUCAGGAACGGGGAACGCAUGGGAACCAUAAAAUUCACCCAGUUUCAAGAGGGUCAAGAGGUGAAGGUGGGCGAGUACAAUGCCAUUGCAGAUGUACUGGACCUUAUCAACAACACCAUCAGGUUCCAAGGUGUUGAACCGCCGAAGGAUCGGACGUUUGUGCGUCUGCAGCGCCGGCAAAUAAAUGUCCCCCUCUAUAGCAUCCUGUCUACCAUCACUAUCCUGGGCAUGCUCAUGGCAGGAGCCUUCCUCUUCUUUAACAUCAAAAACCGCAACCACAGGCUGAUCAAAAUGUCGAGUCCCUAUAUGAACAACCUGAUCAUUCUGGGGGGCUUGCUGUCAUAUGCCUCCAUUUUCCUCUUUGGUCUGGAUGGAUCUUUUGUGUCAGACAAGGAAUUUGAGACCCUCUGUACUGUCCGUACAUGGAUCCUCAUUGUGGGUUACACAACAGCAUUUGGCGCCAUGUUUGCAAAGACCUGGAGAGUGCACGCUAUCUUCAAGAAUGUAAAGAUGAAGAAGAAGAUUAUCAAGGACCAGAAGCUCUUUAUCAUCGUGGGUGGGAUGUUGCUGAUUGAUUUGUGCAUCCUCAUAUGCUGGCAGAUCGUGGAUCCGCUGAAGAGAACUGUGGAAGAGUACAGCUUGGAGGCGGAUCCUCAGGGACGAGACAUCGCAAUCCGGCCCUUCCUGGAGCACUGUGAGAACACGCACAUGACCAUUUGGCUGGGGAUUGUCUAUGCCUACAAAGGCCUCCUUAUGCUGUUUGGAUGUUUCUUGGCCUGGGAGACCAGAAACGUGAGCAUUCCAGCCCUGAACGACAGCAAGUACAUCGGCAUGAGUGUGUAUAAUGUGGGCAUCAUGUGUAUCAUUGGAGCAGCAGUGUCCUUCCUGACCCGGGAUCAGCCUAAUGUGCAGUUCUGCAUCGUGGCACUGGUCAUCAUCUUCUGCAGCACCAAGUACUGCCUGUGUCUGGUUUUUGUGCCAAAAUUUGUCUCAAUGCGAACAAACCCGGAUGCUGCCACACAGAACCGGAGGUUAAAGCUCACCCAGAACCAGAAGAAGGAAGAUUCCAAGACGUCCACCUCAGUAACCAGUGUUAACCAGGCCAACACUUCCCGUCUGGAUGGAUUACAGUCAGACAACCACCGCCUCCGAAUGAGAAUUACAGAGCUGGAUAAAGAACUGGAAGAGGUUACCAUGCAACUCCAGGACACUCCAGAAAAGACUCCAUACAUUAAACAAAACCACUACCAAGAUGUCAACAAUAUCCUGAGCAUACGCAACUUCACUGACGGCAAAGAUGGAGAGAAAUCUCUGAAGAACCACUUAGAACAAAAACCCCAGGCUCAGUGGGGAUCCAUGGAUCCUUCAAGGAUAAGCAGAGGUCAACUAGACGACAUCAACUCACCAGAACACAUACAGCGCAGGCUGUCCCUGCAGCUGCCUAUCCUGCAUCACGCCUAUUUGCCCUCCAUAGGAGGGGUGGAUGCGAGCUGCAGCAGUCCCACGAGCAGCCCAGCCUCCAGCCCACGCCACAGACACAUGCCCCCCUCCUACAGGGUCAUGGUGUCCGGCCUGUGAGGCCCGCCGCCUGCCCUGCACUCCAAGGAAGCGAUCAGCUUUUUAUUUUAAGACAGACUGAGCAAUAUCAGUGGUUAACAGAAGCGUGUGAGCAACCCAGGGGGGUCCAACUCUUCAUGCAUUCGUGACCCCCCUCCCACCAUCCAUGGCCACAUCAGAACAGAACUGACCUUUCAGGCUAGGAGGGAGGUGACCGGAGGCCCUCACAUGGCAACCCAACCCAGACUCCCAUCCUCUCGGUCCCGUCACCUCCCGUUCCUAACUAGAUGGACUCAACACCCCCCCAAACAGCAGUGCAGAUCAACGCAGGACAGGAGCUGUAGCCUUACCUGAAAAAAAAAAGAGACGCU